Molecule: messenger RNA, 2150 nt
Organism: Cladocopium goreaui
Lineage: Eukaryota; Dinophyceae; Suessiales; Symbiodiniaceae
Source: the annotation of a GenBank genome assembly
GAAAAGAGCCCCACAUGGCCACGUAUGCUUCGAUGUUUCGCAGUUUCAUGGCCCUGGUUUCAUGGGGCUCCGCGGAGCCCUGGAUCUUGCAAGAGUUGAGCAAAUGGCAUUUGGAAGAUUUUGACUGUGUGCAGCACAGCUCGCUGGUGGAUUGGACCAGCCUUGGAAAUGAGGCUGCUGCGUUCAACAGGGCCUGGAGAGUGAAGACAGCUCCGCCUGUACACCUGUGCCCAUCAGACCUGGCUGAGUCCAAGAACCUGAGGGAACCCCGACGAUGGACCGGUGAAGUGGGUGUUGUGCUGAAGCAGCCAGAGGUCGCAGCAGAUGAAUGUCCCCUUGGAGCAUUUACAGCUGCUGUGAUGGAUUUGAUAUGUGCCUCAAACUGCCGGCCCGAACACGCCGUAAGUCAGCAACUCUGGAGCCGAGCUUUACGUUUUCACAGGAGCGAGACCGGCGAGACCUUUGCAAAUGUGCCGAGUAGCACAGGUGCUGCGUGGCUGUUUGGAACCUCUGCUUGGCCAGUGGCCCAGCUCCUCAGCAAGUGGGCAUCGAACUGCACCCAGCGAUUGCCCAAAGAUCCCAGAGCUGCCCCAUGUUCUCACCAGCCUCUCCUCGCUUUUCGAACAGCUCUGCACAGGAUGGCAGAUGCAACACUGGCAAAUGUCUUGGAAGCGUCUGGGCCAAAGGCCCUUAUUUUUGAUGCGCGACUGGACCACUUCGCCAGCGCUUCCCUUCAAGUUCUCCGUGAGUUGGCCCAGUCCACGCGUGGCCAUCAGCGCUUUUCUGAAUACAGCGAAAGAAGAUUUCCGCACUGCAGCGUUGAAGUGGCAACAAAGGAAGUGCUGCUGUUGUACCUCAGACUCCUUGGGCCAACUGUCCCAGCAGUUGCAGAUCCAUUGGGGCAGAUGCGAACAGAAAGUUUGUCCACACUAUUGGCAUCCAUACCAAUGGUGAAGCUUCUUGCAGGCGGUUGGCCACUCUUUGCCAUGCUGGCUGCAUCAGGUUUGACCACCUGGAGAUCCCACCACUUGUAUCCGAACGCACAAGUGCAGGUGUCGGAUGUCACCAAUGUCUUGAAGGUGGCAAACGAGAUGGAUCCACGGGUUUCCGACCUUACCAGGGCUGGGUCCAGCCAUGUGCAUAGAAAGUUGUGGCACCGUCUUGCCUCCAAUGAAUUGCCAUCCCUACAGCCAAUUUGGCCGCGGAUAUCCAAAUGGCUCCUGCAAGCACCAGAGGGUACUCCACCAGUCGUCUUCAUGACAAUGAUGUGGGGAUCUAUGGGAAAUCAGACGUGGACAGCAAGAUUCUUGGACCGAGCCAUGGUGGUAGGCAUCCCACGUUUCAUUUUCAUCAGCCCGGACGGGAACCUCCUGGAGGACUGUGAGGAGGUGGCUCAAAGCCAUGGUCGGAAGGACAGCUACAAGCGACUGCUUUGCGUCAGAUCUUUCUCCAGGUUUAUGCGCCCAUAUGACGUGAACAACUACGCAAAGUUUGUGUUACUUCCUCUUUUGCUCGCGCUUGGCAUGAACUACGCAUGGUUGGAUAUCGACAUUUUUGUGGUGCAGAAUCCCACCAGUCGACUGCUGCAACUUGCAGAUGUUCUUUCAGCAGAUGUCCUCACAACAGAUCACUUUGAUGAGAGCUGCUUGAAUCAUGGAGUGAUUUUUGUGAAGGCAUCCGAUCGAACACUGCAUUGGAUCUUGAGAUAUAUCCGAUGGAUGCAUGUGAACCCUUUUGGACAUGACCAAAAUGGCUGGGAUGCCCUGCUGAAGCACUCCAUCUUGAACGAGCCCUUCACCCCACCCGAGCCGAACGUGAGCCUUCAAAUUCUGGACACUGGCCUUGAGUUCCUUACUCUAACAGGUUGGGCUGGAAGCACCGCUGAUCUCACCCAAGCGCUGUUGCUGCAUCUCACGCGGACCACGCCCAUCGAUGGGCACGAGAAGCGUAGCACCUUUUUCACUUUGCUGGAUGCCACUUUGACGAGCACCUCUCGCGAAGAUGAUUUGCAGGUGCUUCAUAGUGUGAUUAAUGCCAUUCGCAAAGACGUGCCACAGACAAAGCGACCAUGCUAUGAGGGAGUGCAUGUUGCUGUGGAACCACUGGUUCAUGAUGGUACAUACUGGCUUUUGUUCAAGUGACGCGGAAAA